Messenger RNA from Chelonus insularis, 5319 nucleotides. It is a transcript of the gene chico, whose product is annotated as flocculation protein FLO11-like. The transcript is spliced from 10 exons. Gene Ontology annotation, biological process: insulin receptor signaling pathway. Lineage: Eukaryota; Metazoa; Arthropoda; Insecta; Hymenoptera; Braconidae. The record is from RefSeq and is a predicted model, not a curated record. Gene Ontology annotation, cellular component: cytosol; plasma membrane. Gene Ontology annotation, molecular function: phosphatidylinositol 3-kinase binding; insulin receptor binding. Bases 607 to 4521 code for a protein of 1304 amino acids.
UACACACACAUGACCUUUUCAAGAUGGACACGAAUGCCUGUUUUAUAAACCCGCGUGCGACGUAAAAUAAUUGCAUAUCAAUCUUGUGAGUACAUGUUAACAAUCGUACGAUUUGUCUCUGAUCGUAUAUUAAUUUAAUAUAACAUUAUUGAAUUGUUUUACAUAUUGUAAAAGUGUGACGACGUUAAAUUAUCUAACGUAAAGUGUGACGCUUGUUUCUGUCGUGUCUGAGCGUGGCGGUGGCAAUAAAAAAAAGAGACGGAAUAAGUGAGAGAGUUAAAGUUAAGUCAAAAUAAGACAGACAAAGUCAGAGAGAUCAGAUUAAGUGAAGUAGAAAAAGCCAAGUGAACCUUCCAGAGGGGGGUAGGGAGCACAACGUAAACGUGUCGAUAUCAUUUACCCAAAACUGAAAAAUUUGAGGAGUGUGGAAUCAUGUUGUUUACAUUUGUCAGUGGACAUAAGUAAACUGCUGUAGUGAUAACAAUUGACAAAAAGAAAUGCGGUUACCUAGAUGAUGUGUGAUAUGAUAAAAUGUGAGAAUUGUUAAUUAAAAUUGCAAAACUGUGGAUCAUAAACGCAAUCACGGGUUUCUUCACCACCACGGCGAUGUCUUCAAGCAAGGGCCAGAUUACACCUUCGAGUGGGCCCAUAGUGCGUUGCGGACAUCUCCGAAAAUGUGGAUCAUUAAUUUCUGGCUUAAAGCCUCUGAAGAAAAAGUAUUUUGUCCUGCGUGGCGAAACACCAGGACAUCCUGCUUGUCUCGAGUAUUACGACAAUAAGAAAAAGUUUGAUAAUAAACAACCACCUAAAAGGAGUAUAACUAUGCGAAGUUGCUAUAACAUUAAUAGAAAAAAUGACUCCAAACAUAAACAUGUUAUUGCUUUGUAUACUAAAGAUGACUGUUUUUCACUGAUACUUGAUAAUGAUAAAGAAGUUGAAGAGUGGCUCACGGCGAUGCUUCUUCUGUCUGGUGAUGUUCCUGAUGGUGAACAGCCUCGACCUACAUUUGAACAUGUCUGGCAAGUAACGUUGCAGAAAAAAGGUCUAGGAGAAAGGAAAAAUCUCUAUGGACCUUACAGAUUAUGUUUAACUGAUCGAGUGCUCAGUUUAAUAAAAGUGGGAGCUGAAGACAACUCUGACUGCCUUGAAUUUCCGUUAACAACAAUAAGAAGAUGCGGAUGCAUGGAUCGUAUUUUUUACAUGGAGGUAGGAAGGUCCGCAGUCACUGGAGAAGGUGAUUACUGGAUGAAAGCAGAAGACUCUAACAUUACUCAGAAUAUGCACACGGCAAUUUUAAAUGCCAUGAGCAGUUCAAGUAGUAACAAAGACAAGGACGACAUGGUGCCAAAGCAACGAAUGAGGAGUUCAUCUGCAAAUGAAGCGAGCAAACCGAUAUCUGUACUUGGUGGACGUCGAUAUACAGGUCAUAAAUUACACGGUUUUUCACCUUUAGCUGUUGCGGGGACUAGGAGCCUUGGGACGUAUGCCAUGAGCAACACAACUGCGAAAAGACGUCGGCAUUCGGUUGCGACUCAACCAAUAUCUACUUGUACUACUACUAUUACUACUACCACUACUAUUACUACUACUACCACCACUAGUACUACUACUACUUCUACCACCAAUAAAUCCCAAUCCAUAACUGUCACUACCGCGACGACAUCGACAAGCAACGUAACAAAUGCAACCAACGCAACAUCAACAACAACCAUCAACAACACCAUCACCACAACAACCACGACAAAAUCCCAUCAGAGAACCCUGUCGCUGCCCCUUGCCGCAGUUGUUAUCAAUCAAUCGCAAUCAUCCAAAAGACCCAUUUUACGCUGUCCUGCAGGUCGAGACAGAUGUGAUAGUCUUCCCUCACGAGCUCGAACAACGAGCGAGGGUCUUCCAGCUCCAAUAAUGCUGGCGCAUCCUCGAACGAGUCAUUUAACGCCUCAUGCCACUCGACCACAUUCUAUGUACAGCCGUGGCCUCUCUUAUUCUCCUCCAGUAUCAUCCAUGCCAAUCAGCCCAGCUUCAGGUGCUUGUUCAACUGACUCAGCUGGUUCUUCACUUUCUAUGGAUGACGGAACUGAUAGUAUGUUGGAGGAGAGUACUACGACUCGAUAUGGGCACUCAUUAACACCUGAUGAGCCGGUUAUACUUGAAGAGAAUAUGGACGAUUAUGUUCCUUGGUCUAGUAAUCAUUUACCACAAAAAUACUCACCAAACUUCAAGUCGCAUUCGUCCUCUCAGCAAAGUUCCUACGUAGAAAUGUAUAGUCCUUGUGGUUCAAGUCCUGGUAGAGGAGGAGUUUAUUUACCGAUGAGUCCAGCAACAACAGUUCAUAGUCAUUCACGAGCUUCAUCGUUAGUAGAAGAAGCAACGUUACCCGACGGAUAUGUUCCGAUGGCUCCAGUAGGAGAUGAGUACGUUGACAUGGAUCCAACGAAUGGUCAAAAUGGUCAUUACCACGAUGAAUUAUCUCAGCAUGGAAGCAGUUGUUCUGUAACAUCUGGAACACCAAGCACGGAUUUGAGAUUCAUCGAAUAUCCUCUCGAUAAGGUGUCCAGUUAUCUUACACCUUCUGAAGAUGAUCCAUCAAGACCUACUCGUGCUUACUCAGUUGGCUCGAGGCCAGAACAGAUGAAUCGGCAUCGAAAAAAUCGAUUAGAUUUUGUCGCACAAGAAGCCACUCGUGUAAGAGCUUUUUCUGUUGGAAGCCGAUCAAAAAGAUCUGAAUUAGGUCGAUUGGUAAAUGUUGUAACUGCCAAACUUCCCUCUGGAGGAGAUAAUGUAAAUUCUCAUAAAUCGAAUUCAGCUCCUUUACUUUCGAGUUCUUGGGGACAUAAUUCUGGAUGUUCAAUGGCGUCUGACAGAAUGGAAGAUUUGAUGGAAUUAGAUUUCAGUAGAUCUAAUGUUCCUACAACAUUAUCAUCUACUCCUUCUUCAUAUACUCAGUCACAUUCGCAUUCACAUUCGUAUUCUGCGGAUACGAGUUCGUAUAUGGAUAUGUCUCCUGGACAACCACAUACAUCUAGUACUGCUCCGUACGUUGAUAUGAGUGGUAAUAAGAUGAGUCGUAAUAAUAAUAUUAAUAAUAAUAAUAACAAUAAUACAACUGCCAACCACAACCAUAAUUCCAUUCACGCAACGUCACUCAUUCAUAAACCGGUCAUGAAACCUCUGAAGCCUGUAGUAGAAACUGAAGGUCUCUACUUAAAAAUGGAAAAUUCAUUGGAUAAUUGGCCGAGAUCUGGAACUAGUCCUAAACAACAAGCAUCAUCUCCUUUACAGGAAGAUUACAUGGAAAUGAAUGGUCCACCAGGAGUAAUGAGAACUGCUCCAGUAGAUCUUCCUCAGCCGCGUAAACCUCCAGAAGGAUAUGUAGAGAUGAAUUUCAAGCCACGACCUAGUCUAGAACAAAACUAUAUCAAUAUGACGAUGGGUGUAGAGAACAGGAAUCGAAGAAAACCAAGACAGAGCAGCAGAAAAGAUAAGUCCCAAAGAUCACAACCAAUAGCUAUACAAGCAUCGAAUAAACUAACGAAAACACCAAGUUUUUUGCCUCUAAAUGGUGGCUCAACGUCUGAUAGUUUAGCAUCAACCCCAGCAACGCCUUCGCGAGCAACACCAACGGGUUCAACAAUAUUCCCCUUUUCUCUCAAUAGUCCUCAAUCUCCGAUUAAACCUUUUACCCCUCAAGAAGAUAUAAGUAAAACUUCAACACCGACCUUCUCCGAUUGUUCACCGGAAGAAGGUGAUUAUGCUGCCAUGACACCUGGAAUUAGUUCUCCAAUGGUUGUAGCUUCAGCAUCUGAAUUCAAUUCCAAAGAAGACAAAGAUUGUCCGCCAAGCCCUACGCUAACUUCGAUAAAGUCUACUAGCAAGUUACAAGACUCUCCUCUAAGUCCUUUGUCUAAAAGACUUACUGAAUUAACAGUAAGCAAGAAAAAGUCGCGAAAUAAUACAAAUCCAGUAACGACUGCUAAUUCUUUAAAAGAUUCUUUAUCAGAGGGAUCUAAACCUACUACUACUUCUGCUAUUGCUACUUCUACUUCUACUACUACUCCUAUAACUACUACUACUACACUAGAAAAUACAAAGAGUCUUAAAAGAGAACGGGAAUGUGAGAAGCCUCCUAGUCCCAUAGGAAAAGAAAAAGGAUCUCAACAGGAAAUGCCUCAAAGCCCGGUGGCUAAAAAAUUAUCAGAAUUAUCAGUUUCUAAAACAAAAUUAAUUAAUUCUUCACCAAAUACAAGUCCAACUCCAACAUCUGGAUUGAAAAUACCACCGAAAACAAAUUCCCCGAAAAUUCCUGAUGACAUAACACCGACACCUUCUGCUACACCCACACCUACACCUAGUCCUUUAGAUUCUGAAGGAUAUGAAAAAUUACAACCUGGUGCAAAGCUUCUUCAUUAUGCCAGUCUUGAUCUACCUGAAUCAUCAAGCGUACCGCCUGUUUCACCCACACCAGCACAAGAUGGCUUUAGAUACGCUGAAAUUGAUUUCGCAAAGCUCAAGCAAAAUUAAUAAAAACAAAAUUAACUUUGAGAUACUUCCAAAUAAUUUAAAUUAUUUUACAAUAAAAUAAUGACGAAAAAGGCUGCAAAAAAGAAUAAUUGAAAAAUUGUUGUAAAUAAUUUCAAGAGAAGAUGGUUUUUGUUUCACAUAAAACAAAAUAAUUAUAUAUUUGUGUUACGAAAAUAUUAUCAGAAUAUUUUUUUAGGAUUUUUUUUGUUCUUAAAACUUUUUUCAUAAAUUUCUUUCGUUUUUUUUUUUCUUUUAGAAAUCAUGUAAACACAAAUUAAUUGUGAAUUUUUCUCUUUUGUUUUUAAUUUGUGAAUUAUAUAAUUAACAUAAAAAAUUAUAUGAAAAAAAACUAAAAAUACUUUUAAAAAUCAAUUGCGUAGAAAGUUCGAUGAAGAACUUUUUUAUGAUAGACGCAAUCAAAUUAUGUAGGUAAAUUAAAUGAAAAAAACGAAAAAAAAAAAAAAUCGUUACACUGUGCUUGUUUCAUAAUACAAAAAUUUAUAAUAUGACGACUGAGAGUCAUUAUUUCAAAUGUAAAGUGAAAUAAUAAGGAAAUUCAUAAAUAUAUAUAUAAAUAUAUAUAUUAUGUCGUUUAUCGCGAUAUAUUAGUUAAACUUAUACAUGAUAUACUAUUUAAUACAAUUUAAGAAAAAGGUGAAUAAAAUAUAAGAAGCCUCCCCCAUACUAACUCUAAGUCGUCAUAUAAAUAUUAUAAAUAUACAUAUUAUAAAUAUAUACAUAUUUAAUAUAAGGACUAUGAUAAUUACAUUAACAUUAAUAAAAUAUAAAUUAAACAUA